This is a messenger RNA of Pyricularia grisea, 189 nucleotides long. RefSeq lists its product as uncharacterized. The record is from RefSeq and is a predicted model, not a curated record. The transcript is spliced from 2 exons. The coding region runs from base 1 to 189 and encodes 62 amino acids. NCBI's taxonomy places the organism in Eukaryota, Fungi, Ascomycota, Sordariomycetes, Magnaporthales, Pyriculariaceae.
AUGGUCUCGGGAUAUUGUGUCAAUAUUUGCGUCGACCAUCAGAGAUUUCAAUUGGAUCUUCAGUGUCGAAACAGAGUAGCUGAGCGUUGGUGGGUUGGAGAUGGCGGGUACUGGGCUGCAGAGCUGCCGGUGCGGAGCCAAUUGGAGCAUCCUUUCCGUGCAAUUGGCGCCCCAACCUCGUUUCGAUGA